This is a messenger RNA of Epinephelus fuscoguttatus (brown-marbled grouper), 7461 nucleotides long. It is a transcript of the gene cep152, whose product is annotated as centrosomal protein 152. NCBI's taxonomy places the organism in Eukaryota, Metazoa, Chordata, Actinopteri, Perciformes, Serranidae. Gene Ontology annotation, cellular component: centrosome. The record is from RefSeq and is a predicted model, not a curated record. Bases 1183 to 6201 code for a protein of 1672 amino acids. The transcript has 27 exons. Gene Ontology annotation, biological process: centriole replication.
UUUUCCAGUUGUUGGCAAGAGAAACACACGAAAUGCAUUUUUAAUCUGCAAUUGUCAAACAUUGUGACUUUAUGUGUAUAUGUUCUGCAGUUUCUAUGGUAAGAUGAAGGCAGAAAGUUUGCUUGUAGUCACAGAUUUUCGAGUACUUACCAAUUAAUAGCAUGUUGUUCUGUUUUAAUAUGUGACCUUUUUAUUUUUUAUCAUGAAGCAAUAUUUAAAGAAAUAUUUGUUUUUAGUUUUCAGUGUUUUUUGUGUGUUUCAUACCAUGUUCCUUAGCGGCUGGUGGUGUUUACUUCCUUUUCGUGGUAACACAGCGACUACACUUCCCACAGUUCUACACGCGCUGUUACCAUGGAAGCGCCAUGGCUAGUUCCGGGACUGGCAGCAGCAACAUAAAUAAUAUUAAGAAAAAGCUUUACCCUGUCUAUUAUGCAUUUUUUGUUUGCAAGAGUGGACAUUAAACGAGUAUGUGCGUCUGUUAGUGACAUAAAGUCAGUUAUGGUGAUAGAAAAUCAUAGUAUAUAGUGUACAUUCGUUCUGACUGCAGUGAUUUGGCGCUGCUACUGCGCGCGAGUUUUCAAAGUGGGCGAGUCCGCUGCUCUUAAAGAGGACGUCCAAGCGGCUAGCCGGAGCUAGCUUUAUAACUUACCACACAUAGUUUAAACGUUUCAGCUUUGCCUAAAACUGUUGCCAAUUGUUUUGUUUGCUAGCGAAUCUACAUAUUUGAUCAAACGUAUUUGGCGGAAGGGCUUCAAAGUAUGGCCAGCUCGUUUUUAAACUUUUGUCGGCCUCGCUGUUGCUAAGGCAAGCUAACAUUGCCACGCUAACGCUAGUUAGCUAGCUAGCAUCAGUGCUUUGUAAUGUAAACAGUACUGUAUGUGGCUAAAUUAACUGUUAGUUAAUAACGUCGCUCAAAUAACGGAAUAAACAACCCACCUGAAGAGACGUUUGUCCCAUUCAUACAAACAGGUAAGCUAGCGUUAUGUGUUUGUUAUAAGUGGUCUUUAUCAGUGCUUUUAACUUUUAGCAAACUAGUACUGUAAACGUUGGCUAACGUUAACUUAAUGCUGACCAUUUAACGCCAACAUUAAACGUAACAAUUUCGUUUCCUGUUUCCGUAACGUUUGUUUGUGCACCUCUUUUCACAGGGCACCCUGCUCUGUGAAACUCAGGAUCUGCAUCAUGUCUAUUGAUUUUGAUAGUGCUGCUCUUCAGACACAGCAUGAUGAAGAGGAAUACGACCAAGAGGACUAUGCAAGGGAGCAAGAGCUGCACAAAUUGCUCACCGACCUGCCUGAUGACAUGCUCGAGGAUAGCAGAGACUCCUCCCCAGAGCUGGAGUGCUCUACCUGCAGCAAUAAAAACACUGGUGGCAGUCCAAAGUCCACAUGGACACAGCAAUGGUCCGAUCAUCCAAGGCCGACCACUCAUGAACAGAACUAUGAAGAUGACUAUGAUCAACAUGCUGAUGAUGAGUAUGCUUAUGAGGAUGGAGCAGUUCAGAUCAAUGGACAUCACCCUCAAAGUCAACCUCUGCCUCACACCUGGAACCAGGAUCAUCAGUUCAACCAGGGAGAUUAUACAUACACCAGCAUGGGCACAGAAAAAUCUACAGAGACCAAUGAUUUUUCCGCAGACGAGUAUGAGUCCAGACCGUACCCUCAAGGCACUAAUAAUGCUGUAGUUUAUAAUGGAGAAGGAGGACGCAGAGACAAUCAAAACUAUGGGGACCACAACAACGGCAGGAACCAUUUUCAAAAUUUAAAGUCUACACAGUUGGAUAGAGGAGUGGAUCAGCACAAGGCCAGCUACAAUCCUCACCAUCCUGCCCAUCAGCCAAAGAUGUUUACCUCACAGGCCAUUCACCAAGACGGUCAAUUUGACCGUCUGCAAAGAGAAUUCCUUGACUCAACACAAAAAACGGCUGAUAGAGAGCAGCUUGCCCAGCUCCAGAUUUUAAACAAGGCUCAGCAGAGGCAAAUUGAAGACUUGGAGCGAAAACUGGAGGAUUCAAAGCGUAAUAUGAGAUAUAUUGAGCAUCAACUUGCAAUUGCCAAAGAUGAAAAGGAUGGCCUAUCCGUGAGUCUAAAGGAAUCAAGUCAACUGGUUGAAGAGGCCAAAGGGAGAGAGGUUCAAAUGCAAAACAAAUUGAAGGCACUGGAGCAGCAAGUACAGGUCCUCGCUGAGAGAGACCAGGAGAACACAAAGAAGCAGAGGGUGGCAGAGGCUGCAGUGGACAGCAUGAAGCAGCAGAUGUUGGAGCUUUGUCGCUCCGAUACCCUGUCCAAAGCGCGGCAGCAGCAUGACAGAGACCUUGCCAUCAUAAAGGAGCAGCAUGAGGCUGCACUGUUGACACUGGAGCAGAAGCUCGACUCCACAGCUCAGGCUCUGAGUGAACAGAUUGAUGUUGGUCAGAGGUUACGAGAGCAGGUGAAGCAGCUGGAGCGCCAGAGGGAGGAAGAGCAGCUGGAGAGAGCCAGAGUUGUUAACGCCCUUACUCAGCGUCUGGAAGAGAGUCAACAACAAUGUGCUAAACUGCUGCAGACGAGUGCAGUGCAGGAGAUGAGUCAGAUACAAAUCAAACUCCAACAGGCUCAAUCAGCCAAAGCACUGAGUGAAAACAUGAACAAAGUGUUACAGGAGGAUCUGGCUGAUUUGAAGGAGCAGAUCACUCUGUAUGAAUCUGCUGUGAAACACGGUGUCAUUGCUUUAGACCUGAGCACUGACUGGGAGAGCCAGCUGUCUGAAUCCUGUGUGGAUUUAGGAUUAAAGAAAGUAAACAGGAAGAAUGGCUCACUUCACAGAACUGCCCUGGCUAAUCUGUCGGACUCGAAGCUGCCCAAAGAUGAAGCUUUGCAGCUGCUGCGAGUGGAGAUGCAGCGCUGUCUGGGUAGCUUGAAGGGGAAGCGGCAGAAGAUCAGUCAGCUGCAGGAGGAGCUCCAGCUCAGUCAGAGUCAGGUGAACGAGCUGCAGACCCAGUUGGAAGAAGCCAAGCUCUGCUCUUCGGUCAGAGAGACGAGUCAGAUAAAACAUCUAGACAUAACUGGAGAGUCUCAGAAAGAGUUCAUGAGACUACAAGAAGACAAACGACACUUGCAGGAACAAGUGGAGGUGUUAGAGAAGAAGAACACGGAGCUGAGACAGAGUGAGGAGAAGGUGAGGUCUGCCAACUUGGAGCUGUGCACCAAGAUGAGGGAGAUGAUCCAGGAACUGGACCAAGAGAAGCAGGAGGCUGCUCAGAGAGCUGAGAGGAUUCAUCAGCAGUACAGGGACGACGUGGUGGACCGGGUCAGAACCGAGCUCAUGCUGGAACACGAUGCUCAAGUUGAACAGCUGACUGCACAGCAUCAGCAGCAGGUCCAACAGUUACAGACCCAGCUGUCUGAGGCCAAUGAUAAGAUUUUGGGUGUGCAAGAGUGCUACAUAUCCGUCUGCACGGAGAAGGACAUGCUUGAAGAAAGCAUCCGUAACAGGGAGAAGGAGGAAGCUUUGAUCAGGGAAAAUGAGCUAAAGAUGAGAGAAGAGAGUGGCACAGCUGUGGAGAAGCUGCGGGCUGAACUUGAGGCGCAGCAUCAGGCCUCAAUAAACCAGCUCAAAGCUCUCUGGUCCAAAGAAAAGGAGGCUGAGAUCGAGCAGCAGGUGAACUCUCAUGUAGCUUCGGCCAAGGCUGCUUGGAAGGAGGAAUUGAAACAGAUGGAGAAGACCUGGGUCCAGAGGCUGGAGGAGGCCAGAACAGAGAGGCACAGAGAGACUGCUGAGGCAGCCUGUCAGACAGAUGAGACUGAUGCCAGCAGUGUGACAGUUACCGCUGAGGAGCUGGACUCCCGGCUCAGCGCCCAGAAACAGCAGCUGCAACUAGAAGCUGACAAAGUCAAACGCAAAGCUGUGGAGGAAGCCAAGAAACAAGCCCAGAAAGAGCUGCGCGAGAAACACCUGGAGGACAUGGCCAAACAGGUUGAAGGUGCUGUAACGAGGGCCUACAAUCGCUGGAUUGAGGAUUUGACUUCAUUACCAGAAUACCAAACCUCUCUCCAAGCAGAGAGGGAGAAAUGGGAAGAGCUUCUAGAAAAACACACAGAGCAACAGGUAUCCCAGGCCCUGAGGAACGCAGAGGAGCAGUGGCACAAGAAGCACAAGAACCAGCUGGAGGAGCAGACCUCUGAAACACAGAGGGUGGAGGAGCUCCAAGAGGAGGUGGCAGCUCUCCAGAGUCAGCUGGAGCAAGGAAGGAGAGAGCAAGCUGCCCUGCUGAAGGCUGAGCUGGCCGGAGCCAGAGCAGCCUGGAACCGAGACAAACAACAGGAGAUCUCUGUCAUCCAGGCCCGCACUGAGAAGGUGUACCAAAGCAAGCUGCAAGAGCAGCGCAGAAACCUGGAGCAGGCUUUGCAGCAGACCAGGGAGGAUACUGACCUCCACAAGAAGGAGCUGCUCCUACAGAUGGAGGCCAAGCUACAGCAGAGUCUGAGGGCCCGAGAGGAGGAGUGGAGAAGUCAGCAUGCAGAGAAGGAGCAGGCCCAGAGACAGCAGGUGAGAGAUGAAUUACUGGCAGAGCUUCAAACUGGUUUGGCCAAGGUCCAGUCACAACUUCUCAGGGAUCCCAGAACAGAUCAGUGGGGCACUGAAGACACCAAGAGGACCAGCGGGGCCACAUCAGAGGGCACAAUAAUGCACAUCAUCCAAACAUCCUGCAAAGACAUGGUCAACAGAGCAGUAUCUCAAGCCAAGAAGGAAUGGACGAAAAUAAGUGAGGAGAGACUAAGCCGUGUGUUGAAAGAAACGCAGGAGCAGCAUGAGAGAGAAAUCAACAAAAUAGAAAGCUCUGUGACGCAAAGGAAGGAGCAGGCUCGCUGCAGGAUGGAGUGCGCUGAGACUUUAGGUAAGCUGCAGAAGAAGAAUCAGGAGCUCCAGAGACACUUGGAGAAAGCCUGUCGUCAGCUCCAGCACAGCGUUCGAGAGCACAAAGCAGCCAUGCAGCGUCUGAAAGAUGAGCAUGAACGCAGCUUACAAAAGUUAAAGGAAGGACACCUGCAGCAGCUAGAGGAGGUGAACAGAGCCCAAGAAUCCUCAGGGAAUUUUGAUCACCAACAAAAUGUCCAGCAAGGCCUCGAGGAGAUGAAGCAGCAAUACCUGAUGACUGUGGAAAAGAUCAGAGGAGACAUGCUGCGUUACCUUCAGGAGAGUCGGGAGCGAGCAGCCGAGAUGAUCCGCAUGGAGGUGCAGAGGGAGAGACAGGACACUGCCAGAAAGAUGAGGCACUAUUAUCUGACCUGUCUGCAGGAGUUACUGGAGGAUGGAGGAAAGACUACAGGGGCUGAGAAGAAAAUAAUGAAUGCUGCAAGCAAGCUGGCAGCCAUGGCUAAAGUGCUGGAGACGCCUUUAAAAAGUAAAUCUGGAAAGAACUUCAGUUUACAAACUGACUGCCUUCCAGGAAGAAACGCAGGUUUCACCAAGAACCAGUCAACACUAACUGAGCUCCCUGACAUGAGGCCAGAGGGAAGAUCCAACAGGGAAAAGUCCUCCGCUGAUUCAGAACAAAAACAAACUGCUGCAGCGAGGACAAAACCUCUGAGUCACCAGGACAUUUCUACAUCUGAGAAGGAGGUGGCCUCAGUAGAUGCAGCGCUGAAACCCAAAACUGCUGCUCACACACACCUCUGCUCUUACAAACCUUCCCAACAGAUUGCUUCUCCGUCCCAGGUCGAGUUUGUCAAUGUGUCUGUGAGGAGUAAGAGCAGGGAGAUGUACCUGCAGGGAGCAGACAACUGCAACGACUCAGAGCGACAGAGCAAACCGUUCCUCAUCCAGGAGGCUCCUGUCAGAGACGAGAGAAGGAAUGACUGGAGUAUGACCAGUUGUGACUCAGACACUGGCUUCCAUGUUUCUUCACACUCUUACUCAGGGAGGAAAGUAGAACCAGUGAAGCCCUUUUCUGUCUCCGCCGCAUUCGCCAGUGACUUAGGAGAGUUUGCUGGCCUCACUCCGGAUGUUUCUGACCUUACUGUUUAUAAUGAAAUUGCCAAAAACACACCCCACACCCAGACCUUGAACUUGCAGCACGCAAAGAUAGGUACACACAGAGAGCCCACCCCUGGCUCUGAGGGUGAGAAACAGCAUGGAGUUUGUUCCAGGCCUCUGUUCUCUGAGUUGAGACAACGCCAGCUGGACAGCGGCUUUGACAGUCCGUUCUACCAACAAAAAUGACCAAGUGAAGGGCAGGUUGGAAGGGAAGUUAGGAGGCAAGUUUGGAAAUGACUUGAGGAUUUCAGUUAGCUCACCAAAUGGUGCCUUUAAUACAGUGUAUAAAGUUUACACGAUGUAGGACCUUUGCCUUCAUAGCUUGUUAAAGAAAUAGUUUUACAGAGUUGUGUGAGUUGGGCAUGAGUUGGGUGAAAAGAUUGAUAGCACUCUCAUGUCUGUAUAUUGGGUAUAAAUGCUAGACACGGCCAGUUCGCUGUUAACAGCUUGUCUCUGUCCAAAGGUAAUAAAAUCCACCUAUUAGCACCUCUAGCACUCACUCAUUAACAGAUUACACCUCUUUCCUUUGAUCCGUACAAAAACCAAAGGGUCACAUUACAACAGUAGUUUCAUGUUAAGUUAUGUGCUGGACAUUUCCAGGAGUAUUGUUGUCACUGUGAUGUUGCCAGCCAACCAGUAGAGACUGCCAAGAAAUGGAAAACAAAGGAGAUCUAACUUGUAAAUGAAUAUUGUUGAGGUUUAGAGUUACAGAUGGGUCAAUCGUGUUACCUUGGGACAGAGCCAGGCUUGCUGUUUCCACUUUUGAUGCCAAGUGAAGGGAAGCGUACCUUCCAAACCCUGACAAUGACACGAUAGUGGCAUCAAUCUGUUCAUCAAACGCAACAAGAAUGUGAGUUAGCGUUUUUUAUAUUUGAGUAAAACUGCACAUUGAAGCAAAAGUGUUGAGUUUUAUAGCCUUUUUUUUUUGGGAAAGAAGCAGUGGCUACAUUUUGUACUUCUCUAUCUAUGACCUCUCACCUCAGGUACACCACAGAGCUCUAUAAAUAUUUGCUUGUUUCUUUUGGCCUCAUACACUCCUUUUCAACCAACAUGCAGCUGCAGGUCUUGGAUCUAAAGCUCAGCGAGGCCCUCAGCAGUGUUAUCUUUGUCUAUUUACUUUAAUAGAUAAGGUGUUUCUUCUGCAGUUGCUUGGAAGUCACUCUCCCAUCAUGGAGAGCGCUUUGAAAAAAAAAAAUGUUCAUAGUUCAUAAGUCCCAUCUGUGCCUCGAAUGAUCACGGCACCUUAUUGUACCCUGAACUAGACCAGUCAGUGCUGGUGCAGGUUCAAGCUCAUAUCAGUCUUCUGAGUUCUUUUUCCUCUCUGUCUGAGUCCACUGUGCCUUUGCUUUUAUAUUUUUAAAAUAUUUUAUAUCACAUUAAUGAAAUAUGCUGUGCAUAGAUUGUUUUUUUAUAUAUAUAUAUAUUUAUUUCAUUUUAAUAAAUCAU